CGGCGGCAACAGUUGAUGAAAGUCCACGGGCCCAAGUUGACGAUUGAAUGUGGUAGGCACCCCGAGACGGAUGGACGAACCGAACACAUGAACAAACUGUCGCAGCAGACACUCCAUAUGUACAUUGGACCGGAUUAGAUUGAUUGGGACGAGUACUUACCAGCGGUAUCUAGUGUGUACUCUACCUCUUUGCAGUUGGCAACAGCGCAGUCCCCGAAUGAAAUGCAUAAGGGUGGGAACCCUAGGAGACUGAUCGAAUGCUUGAACCCUGAUCAGAUUCAACGAUUAUCACCUGGAACUAGAGAGUUCACACUUAACUAUGGGAAAGACCUGCAGAAAGUCGCGGAAAACAUCAAGAAAGGGCAGCAGCAGAUGAUAGAACAAGCUAACAAGCAUCGUAAACCGUCAAAGUUUGUCGUCGGUGACUUUGUCUGGGUCAAGUCUAAAGAGUUUCUAUCGGAGAAAGGGAUUUCUUCGAAACUGCUCCCUGCAUACAGAGAGCCGCUGGAGAUCAUGAAUCCGAAGGCCGAGAAGGUUGCAGCAAUGCUGCUGCCACCAGCCACACAGGAAAGCACAGCGGCUCACAGAAGGGGGGGAGGUGGGGAGGGUGGUAUGGGUAGUAAGGUGGAGGAUGCCUCGGAAGCGGCAAGAUGGUUGGGCGCUGGUCCAAGCAGAUCUGGGAACUCCUCUGUGGUUGUAGUGCCGUCGGUGGGAGACGCGGGAGGGUGGACUGUGGAUUUGACGCUGGGGACAAAUCAGGUGAUUCCAGGACAGAGUGGGGGACGACCUUCGACGCACACAAGUAGCAUGGAUGGGCGGAAAGAAGGAAGGGAGGCAGAAGAACUGAGCAAGGGGGAUCAUUGGGUGGAAAUGGGUAGCUGGCCCAAGCAAAGCGCUGGGUCAUCACCAUCAACUGUACAGGUGGAACGUGCGGAACCGGUAGUGCUCCCCCAUUUAGGGAUGACACGACCGUCAUUAAGUAAAUCUGACGUAGUAAGAAAGACGGCUGAGAGAGGCAACGGUGGCAAGGCAAACGAUGGAGAGAUUGCGGCAAAUAUAGCAUUUACAGCCUUGCGUUCUGUGAAUGAGGGUCAGAGAUCGCUUCCACAUCGCUUGCCUAAUAAUCCUGUGAUGCUGUCCUCAGACACAAAUCUGCCCACUGAACAGCUGAACCUUUACCUCAAGAUGCUGGGACCGGAUGGCCGCCUCAGAUUAAAUUCACUUUGAUUUCUUAACAUUGUCUCUAUGCUCUUCUUACCUGCUUCGCCUCCUUGUUUGCUUUGUCAUUUGCGGGAUAUGUGUCGAACACCGACGCCGUAUCCUGUUCGUUGCAACCAUCGAAUCGGGGCAUCGAAAAACCAGGUGGGUUCUCUCUCCCUGAUCAUGGCGUCUGGAAGGCAAAUGAUGAAGACAACAAAACAGGCGACGCGCC
Chara braunii is the source of this 1432-nucleotide messenger RNA. Lineage: Eukaryota; Viridiplantae; Streptophyta; Charophyceae; Charales; Characeae. The record is from the annotation of a GenBank genome assembly.